AUGGUCUCUGAGGAGUUUCGGUUUGGGAAGCGGCCGCCUAAGGGUAGUGGAGGAUCAGACGUUAUUCUCUACAACCCAAAGCCUCAUCAAAAGCAUCACAAGGGAGUUGGUAGUGGGGUUUCGUGGAUCAGACAGCGGGACAUCCACAUCCUGACGGUGGGUCGCUACACCUACACGACCGACGAGCGCUACGAGGUGAUCCACUCCCAGGGCUCCAAAGACUGGAUCCUCAAGAUUAAGUAUGCGCAGUCGAGGGACUCGGGCAACUACGAUUGUCAAGUGUCCACCAAGCCUGUCAAAUCCUACACCGUCCACCUCCACGUCUUCGAUCCCAAAGUAGAGAUCAUUGGGUCGCCGGAUAUGCACGUUGACACGGGUUCGACCAUUAAUCUGACCUGUGUCAUUGCUCAUAGCCCGGAGCCCCCGUCAUACAUCUUCUGGUAUCACAACGGCCAGGUGGUGAACUACGAGUCCCCGAGAGGCAGCGUCUCUGAGCUGAAAGAGGACAACGUUUCCCGCAGCUCUCUCAUAAUACACGAAGCCCAACCAUCAGAUACAGGGAAUUACACUUGUUUACCGUCCAAUGCCAAUCGUACUUCUCUUCGUGUGCAUGUGUUCAGUGGUGACCCCCCCGCUGCCAUGCAGACCAACGGGGGUAUGGCUCUCUUAGCUCCGCCCUUCGGCCACGCCUUUUACACCUGCCUCCUGGGGGGACUUUUCCUGACGCUGCUGACGGAGGAUCUGCUGCUGCCGGGGACCUUCAGGGGCGGCGGGGUGGCCUAG
Messenger RNA from Penaeus vannamei (Pacific white shrimp), 783 nucleotides. The record is from RefSeq and is a predicted model, not a curated record. NCBI's taxonomy places the organism in Eukaryota, Metazoa, Arthropoda, Malacostraca, Decapoda, Penaeidae.